GAAGAGACGACUUCCUCUCUCACACUCUGGGUCAUGAUGUUGGGAUUCCCACAUCUUCACUUAGUGCACAUUGAAAUCCUAACGGCCAGUUCAGUUAAAUUUUGGUGGUGUUCGUUGCAUUAGUGAAUUUAAACAUUUUAAUAUUGGAGCCCUUUGCAGAAACAUGUUCAGGUUGCUAUUUGUAGUAAGUGUCCUGGGAUGGAGUCUAAAAUGUGGUUCUGGGUAUCAGCCCAACCCACAUAUGCCUCACCCUCCCAAGUUUGAUCUUAAAGCAGAAAAUACUUCCGAAUAUAAAUUCCCUACCAAGCCAACAUUUGAACUUGGUAAUCAAUCGCAAGUGAGUGCAGAAGCACCGGAUAAUAUCAAUAAUAUGGCCCCUGGAAAGGGGAUGAACACAAGUAAAAGUCAAUUUGAAAAUACACCUACUAUAAAUGUAAUGCCAGGCAUAGUGUACACACCUCCUUCAGCUUCAGCACAGAACAGCACUAAGCAACAACCAACAACUCAACCGAUUGUAGAAAAUGAGCCUAAUCUACGGUUGAUGACCAACCCAGAGCAUAUAACAUCUUCCAUGCCACCAGCAUGGGUGAGCAGUAAAGGACCACCUAUAGAUAUUGACAGUGCAAUAAUAGCAAAGCAACUGAGUCUAAGUGGUGUAAGAACUAAUACAAUGCCCACAAUACUGAACACAACUACAUCAGUAAAAGCAACUCGAUAUCCAGAAGGAACAACAAAUAUUCAAUUACCAAAUGAAGCAAAUAAUAACAUAGAAAACAGAACAUCUGACAGAGGCAAAGAUCAUUCACAAAUUGAAAGUAAUCAUAAAAAUUCUAAUAGAAGUCCAAAAGAUGAAAAGGUAGAGAAUGUGGGAUCGUCUAGUUCGGCACUAAACAAAGGUGAUCCUGAUGAUACAGUUAAGUUUUAUACAGAAAUUCCUCCAAGCAUCCUACCUGGUCUUUCCCUAGAGCAUGAGAUGCCAGGCCACAGGACCCCCAGACACAAUGAUCUAUGCUCCGCCUGUCUCUGUGAUCCCUUAAAAAGGAAUAUCAUCUGCAAGCAUGAGCAUCUCUAUAAUGGGGCAUCACACCAUUUGACUCUCAGGAAAGAGAUUAUUCCCCAGAACGCAACAACCUUGCAAAUUUUGAACUUCGAAUUACUGACAAUAUUGAAUGGAACAUUCUCCAGUGAAAACCUUGAGCUUCGUAAGAUUGUCUUUGAAAACAUUGGAAUGGUAGAACUCUUCAAGGAAUCUCUGUUCUUUAAUGCAAAGGCAAAAGAAAACAGAGAAGCAGUAGUGAUAUUUACAAGAUGUAACAUCAAAGAAAUACCACGUGAAACUGUCACUCAGUAUUCAAGAAGUGAAGAUCAAAAUAAUGACAUAAAUUUGGAAGAUACCAGAUUCCUCACUCUGGAAUUUCAUUGGUGCAAUAUAUCAACCAUCAGAAGCUAUGCACUCUUCCAGGCACGACUUCUCUUCUUUAGAAUGAGCUACACAAAGGUGAACAAUAUGGAAACAAACUGCAUACAUCUAGAUGUUUAUGACGAGUGGCUUGUGGAAAACUGCAACCUUCCCAAGUUUGUCAAGAAUACAAUUUGUUUGCGAGCACAAAUGACAGUUAUUUUUUCUCGGAAUGCAAUGGCAGGAUUAGAAAAUAGAUCACUGGAUAUUACUUCCUCUAAUCAGAUGAACCAAAAUGGGAAAGGCAUUUUCUACACAGAGCAAAAGUACUGCGGUACAGACUAAUCUAUGAAAACCGAAAGACAUUGACCAGCAUUCCAAGCCACAAUGGGUAAGACUGGGGAAGUCCUCCCUCAGGAAAUGUGGCAAAAUACUAUAGAAGACUUGUUGGAAUGUGGAUGCCAAAUCGAGCUCUAAGGGAAAGAGAUGUGGUGAAAAGCAUGCAAAUUGGCAGCCAAUUCCUUAAUGUUGAAAAGCAAAUGCAACAAUAUUAAAGACUAACAUCCUAGACCCGAGAAGUGAUGCUUAAGGCAACAUCGGUGCAGUUUCAGAGACUAAAGUUCAAUAGCUUUCACCAAGACAUGGCCAGUAAUGUAUCCUGAGGGCAAAAAUAAGUCGACCUCAGAGACUCUCAAGCACUCAGUCUGAGAGGUGAAUCUUCUUAAACUCAUGCUAACAAUGAGAGGCUAGCUGAUAGAGGGUGUUUCAUGAGUAAAAUAAGUGGCCACCCUGGUAUCCAAUGCCAGCCUAGACAGUGGAUACAUAGAAGGCAAUGGCCCACUAAUAAAAAAGCCGAAAGAGCCAUUAAUGAUGUCUCAAAUUGAAGAUCCAGGAGAAUCACAUUUAUCUGGGAGCUUCCUGCAAAAAUGCAAAUGAACGGGCCUCCAAAGGCCAUUACUCGUUUACUCAACAGAGGAUGAAACCUGCUUGACUGAGCCAGAAAGAUAUUUAUAGCAGGAGCAGCACUUACACAAGACCAGGGCAUCCAAUAAUCUUUACUCCUAGCUGGGGUUUGAGAAAGAGUUAACCAAUCCCCCCUCACAAAGUCAUUUGUGUCAUUGGCUGGAAAGAAUGAUGCUCACGAAACACUCAACACCCACCACACCUCCUUGGCCAAAAAGAGAAGAGCGGGGAGGAUAUGGUCAUGAGUGACCCAAUGAAGAGCACCUGCUGGUCACAUAUGUUAAAGAGUAGAUGCACCGAGCCUAGCAUGAAACGAGAACAUCAACAUAUCCAGCCUUGCCUGUAAUGGCAGGAAAGAAAUGCAGAGAACCUGUGAAGUAACUGACCAUUGUUCACGAGAGAGAGCAUCAUAAACUGCAUUUGGGGUGAUAAGAUACUACAAAUGAAAGGGAAUCUUUUAUGGUACAGUAUCUUCAAGUUUUUCUACU
This is a messenger RNA of Procambarus clarkii (red swamp crayfish), 2850 nucleotides long. The record is from RefSeq and is a predicted model, not a curated record. Lineage: Eukaryota; Metazoa; Arthropoda; Malacostraca; Decapoda; Cambaridae.